Spea bombifrons (plains spadefoot toad) is the source of this 2994-nucleotide messenger RNA. It is a transcript of the gene VASN, whose product is annotated as vasorin. Gene Ontology annotation, molecular function: protein binding. Lineage: Eukaryota; Metazoa; Chordata; Amphibia; Anura; Pelobatidae. The coding region runs from base 236 to 2221 and encodes 661 amino acids. The transcript is spliced from 2 exons. The record is from RefSeq and is a predicted model, not a curated record. Gene Ontology annotation, cellular component: plasma membrane.
CACAGGAAUAGUUGAAAUGAUCACUUCCCCGGCCACAGAGAGAGAGGGAGCGAGAGGUAGAGUUCAACAACUGGGGUGAUUGGAGGAAAGAAGGAGUGAAGGAAGAAAGCCGGGAGUAGAAAGAUAGUCGGCAGCACAGAGGAAAAGCCACAGGACGGGACAAUUUGGGAUGAGAGGAGCGCGGAUCUGACAUAUUCCUCACCGUCUGGACAUCUCCCGAUCGCGACACCGAAUCAUGUUGCCUCUGAAGGUGUGGGUUGUUAUACUGAUCUCCGUACACUGCAAACUCGUUCAGAGUUGCCCCGGAGGUUGCCAGUGCAACCAGCCGCGGACCGUCUUCUGCCUCAGUCGCAAGAAUCACAACUUCCCCAGCAGGGUACCCCAGAACACCAUUAACCUUUACCUCUUUGAGAAUGGCAUCAGCUCCGUGGAAGAGAGUAGCUUCAACGGCCUGUGGGACUUGCAACUUUUAGAUCUGUCACACAACCAAUUGUCUAGUCUGCCUGGUGGAGUCUUCAAGAGCUUGGCAAACCUCAGCAACCUGGAUCUCUCAUCCAACCAACUGAGUGAGAUCUCCGACGAUACGUUUCAAGGGCUGGGAAGGCUGGAAAGACUCUACCUUAAUGGAAACCGCAUUCGCAGCAUCCACCCAGAUGCUUUUAAGGGCCUUGAGAACUUGUUAGAACUUAAAUUGAGGGGUAAUUUGUUGAUGGAGCCUCCAGCGUUCUCCCUGCCUCAACUUCUGCUACUAGAUCUAAGCUACAAUGCAAUCACUUCCAUCCAAACCGGCGUCUUCCAUGCAACAAACAUCGAGACCCUUCGCUUGGCUGGUCUUGGGUUGAAUGAGGUCCCAGAAGAACUGUUCAAUGGCCUCAAAAAUCUUCAUGAACUCGACCUCUCCGAAAAUAAUCUCGACAGGGUGCCCUCUGGGCUGCGUGAUUUAACUAAGCUCAAUUUAGCUGGCAAUACUGGCAUUUCUCAACUACAAACAGAUGAAUUCUCAAGCCACCCUGCACUACAGGAGUUGGAUUUAAGUGGGCUAAGCCUACACACUCUUCCAAAGGGGCUAUUCAGCUCUUGCCCUCGUCUACGUUCAUUAAGCCUAGCGCAAAAUCCUUUCAACUGCGUGUGCUUACUGGGCUGGUUAGCUGAAUGGCUCAGGGUCAGUGGGGUCAAUCUGCAACGUUCAGACGAGACUCGUUGCCACUUCCCCCCAAAGAAUGCCGGCAAGAUCUUGCGUCAGUUACGUGACUUUGAGUAUGGAUGCCCAGCUCCGACAACAGUCCUUGUGCCUACCACUAUGACACCCAGCACCACCACUCCUUUGCCAACGACAACAAUGCCGUCGCCUAAAGAUGAACCCACCACAUCCCUCACCACCACCACUCUAUCCGACCACCCGACUGAAGAAGACCCAAUUCCUACAGAUCAGUUCAGUUUCAAAGACCAGCAGUGCCCACCCCACACCUGCUUAAACGAUGGCAUUUGCCAUCUUGAUCACAAUGGAGAAGUGGUUUGCGAAUGCCCUGAUGGAUUUUAUGGUGUGUAUUGUGAGAUGGGCACUCUGACAACGGCUCCGGUUUCCAUACAGCCUUCCCUACAGCUACAAAUUCUCGCCGUAACAGGCAGUUCCAUCCAAGUGGACCUUCAAAGUUACAGUCGAACCAAAAAACAUAUACGGGGAAUCAAACUCACUCUUAGGAACCUUUCUGGGUCAGACCGCCGACCUCUUAUCUACAGUCUACCUCCGGCUCUCUCUGAAUACACCGUCAGGGCCCUCGCACCUAACAGCACCUACAAGCUUUGCCUAGGAACUCUUGGCGAGGGGGGUAUUGAUGAUGAGCUGUGCACAGAAGCUCAGACGGCAUUAGAAUCACCACAAUCCAGUGCCCAUGUAAACCACACACAAGAUGGCAACCUGACUCUAGUAUUAGUGCCCGCGGUGGCUGCCGGCAUCCUCUUGUCCAUUGCCGUGGCAAGUGCAAUUUGUUAUGCAAAGAGACGAAACAGAAAGGGCCACGCAGGAGAGGAUGCGGGGCCUCUGGAGAUGGAAGGAGUAAAAAAAGGCCUAGAUGGAAAGGGGGAACUUAAAAAACUGUCUGAGAGUCCAGUUGGGCCACAGAGGAAAGGCGUGGAAUCGGAGGAGCCACUCAUGGAUCCUACAAGGCUUGGGAACAACAACGACCACACUAUAGGUAGGCUACCUCACUCAUAUUUCUAAGAGGAAUGCUGGUACUUUGUGUGCCAACUACCUUCCUUGGACCAAAUUCAGUAUCAAACAGAGGGAAAAGACCUGAAAUACUUUCCCUCCGCCAUAAGGUCUGAACUUACUGGGUGGCAUGCCCAGGAACAGCUGUGCUGUCUAAGGACCUUUAAACGAGGAAUCAGUUCUCCUCCAAAAACAAAGUACUCUGUUCAGGAACUUAUUGAUGACAGCUUGACAGAGAACUCAACUGGAGGCGAGGAAACCAGCUUCUCGCAUUAUAGACCUUACCUUGGUAUGUUCUACACGAACCUGUUUACAAACUUUAAUUAAACAUACUAAGGGCGUAUGAGAUCAUUGCUGUCUGGCAAACAAUUGCGUGAUAAAGGGCCCAAUCUGCAGCCCCGUGGCAUCAUGGGAUUCGUAGUUUGCCAAAAACAAGAGGGAUGCACUUUGCCCAACCUUUGACUAAAGCUUAGGGGGCUCAUGCACUGAGAACUACCGGGGUGCUUUGAACGCCCCUAAAAAGGAGUAGAAGAGAAGAUGCUCGAGGUCUUUGCUGCCUAGUACAAACUUAUACAUUUUGGCAGAACAAUGUACCCCCCCACCACCAAUACUUUACAAAACUAAGAUGUUAAUAUCUAGGCUGGUCUAACAUAAAGUGUCAUAUUAAUUUGGGGUUGUUUUUGUACAAGGCACCGAUUGCUGGACAAGGUGGCGCCAUAUUGUAGCGAUCUGCACAAGGAUAUGGGACCAGCCGCCAUGUAAUAAAAAUUGAAUUUUUCUUAUAA